UUCUACAGUGCCCAACCUGUGAGGUUUAUUGGUUGUUACAAUCCCUGCCUGCUGUCUCUUGGGAAUAUGUACAUGCUCGCUUUGUCUGUCUCGACUUUUUAGAGCUUCAUUGCAGAUGGUCAUCUCGAUUGCACCCAAGACGGCAGGGUUCUGCGAUCACCGAUGCAAUGGAGCAACUUCUUCAGGAAGACCCCGAGAAGCUAGUGGCACUUCUCAAAUAUGCUGCUACCUUUCCCGAUUUCCCCAAGAACUUCACCGUACCUUCUUUGCUAGAUCCCAACUAUGUUCCGCCUAACAGAUCUCGCCCUCUCGAGGUGCUCUGUUACUGCCUGGCUGGCAUCACCACCGUCGUGGUGUUGCUCCGACUGUGGGUUCGAAUGCGGGUGCAAAGAAGGAUGUUUGGAAUGGAUGACUGGCUGAUUAUUCCGGGACAGAUCUUAUCUCUGGCAACAAUCAUAGUUAUAAUUUUGCUCAGUAGAGUGGGCGGAUCCGGACAGCAUAUCUACGAUGUCUCUUAUGACCGGGCUGCAACGUCGCUAGUUUUACAAUUCAUUGGCAUAAGCCUGUAUUUCGCAGCUAUUUGCAUCAUUCGGCUCUCCAUCACGGCAUUCCUGUACCGCCUGAUCAGCCCGGUAUUUAAGACCAAGCGAAUACUUCUACAUUGUACGGUCGUUUUCAUUUUCUUGGAGUUUGCCAUUACAGGCUUCCUCCAUAUUUUCGCAUAUAAGCCUAUCUCUGCUGGCUGGGACAUUGACGUUCGACUGGCUGGAUUUACGUCUAUAAACGUGCCACUUGGGAUAUUCAUCGGCUCGAUUGUGUAUCUCAUUACGGACGUUUGGCUAUUGAUUAUUCCUAUCCACACUGUAUGGACUCUCCGACUCUCUAUUUGGAGACGCAUUGGCAUUACCUGGGUCUUCGCUUUUGGUAGCGUCGCCUGCGUCGGUGCGAUUUUAAAGACGAUCUAUGUCUAUCCAUUGUUCGACUCCUACGAUCCACUAUGGAAUGGCAUUGGCUUCCAAAUCGGCGCCGUAAUCGAACUCGGGUUUGGCGUCAUCAGCGCAUCUAUUCCGGCCUUAAACCACAUCUUAGUUAAAGCUAUCCCUAUAUUACUUGACCCCUGGUUCAGCAGUACACCUAUAAACGAAAGGUUCAGCUCCGCUAACCGAACGACCAAACCGAAACACCAGACGUUUCAAGAGGAUUUUUCACGCAGAAUACGCGGACCAAGUGGGCGAGCGGUCGAAGCGUAUGAUAAUAUCCCGGGCGGGAGCGAAUUCAACCUUGGGCGGGAAGCCCGAAGGAAGGGAGCCUAGCUGCAAUGGAUGAAACCCGGUUAUGAGGUUUUGGACAAGCAGUCAGAACGGCUCCCGAAGAUUUCAUUACGUGCAAUGCCAGUAGCCCACAUUAGACGUUCGGAUGCCAGCCGCGGUCACGGUUUACCGUUAGACAAGGCUAGUGAGGAGCCUUGACUCCUUAGCAGUACCAAUAUAUUACCAGGAGGCCUUUGCUGAUUGUUAUGAACCAGUCAG
This is a messenger RNA of Eremomyces bilateralis CBS 781.70, 1529 nucleotides long. RefSeq lists its product as uncharacterized. The record is from RefSeq and is a predicted model, not a curated record. The coding region runs from base 168 to 1313 and encodes 381 amino acids. Lineage: Eukaryota; Fungi; Ascomycota; Dothideomycetes; Eremomycetales; Eremomycetaceae. The transcript has 5 exons.